ACRACACUGAGGUAAGUGAAUUCGUCUUUUUGCACUUUUUUGCCGUUUUACGUUUAUGCAGCCUUAUUAUGGCUAGUUUUUUUUCUGUUUAUUUUAUUCAUAACUUUAAACCAUAUUAUGUACGAGUUUGACGGGUAUAUGAUACAGUCGUAAAUAUAGUAGAAUUUACAGUAGUUCGACCUGUUAAGAGUUCUUAGGCGUAUCUAUUCAAUGUCUAAUAUUCGAUUCUAAAUURAACGAGUGUUUCUAAAAAUGUCUUUUUGUAGUAAAAAUAUAAGACAGCUUGGUAUAAAGUCUUCAAUUGACCAAUGAAAUCUUCUGUUGCAUGCUCCUUUUCACUGGUAUCGUCACUGGUAUCUGAAGUGAUCCAACCUAGCAACCAGUCAGGACACUGCCACAAGCAAGGAACCUAUAAAUAUGUCAGUUCACGAAAUCAUGGUCAUGCAGAGAUUCAAGUUGUUGUUGGUCAUCUUGAGUGUCGCGGUUUUUGGAACCUUUGUCAAGAUCAGAAGUUCGAGUAAACUAAGUCAAGAACAUUCUCCAAAUAAAAGGUUUCGAAGUUCAAGAACUGCUAACACCGCUGUCCAACCUGAUAGGAAGACCGCUGUCCAGUCGUUUCCACUACAAAACUUGAUGACAAAGRUUCAACAAAAGCGUCCACUGCACAUGGUUGUUAUAGGAGGAUCUAAUACAGCAGGAGGAGGAAUGCAUUACGAAAAUGAAAUAUAUUACAAUAUAUUUACCAGUUGGUGGAACAGAGAAAUAAGCAAAACCACUGGCUCUAGUCUGCAGGCUCAUAAAAUCGCCAUCGGCGGAACCGGAAGUGAUUUUUUUUCUUUCUGUUUUCAAAACUUCUUACCCAAGGAGCAACCAGACAUGGUAUUGGUCGAGCUGUCUGUUAAUGAUUAUGGAUAUAARUAUGGCGAGGCUGCUAAGCCCAUGGAGCUAUUGACUCGUAGACUUCUUUCACUGCCGUCGAAACCCCUCGUGAUGUAUGUACACUUGGUUGAUAGAGGUAUGUAUUGGAAGAAUGUCACGAACACUGGCUGUGCUAACAUGGAAGACCUUGGAUUUACUAAGCUAGCAGAGCAUUAUGGGAUUCCUUCGUUCAGUUGGCGCGACUUUUUAUGUCCGCUGACCAGUUCUGGCAGUCGAGAGAAAAUGAACWYCGAAACGAAUAUGUUUAAUAAGGACGGGUCACACAUUGGUAGUAAAGCGCAUGCGCAGGUCGCAUCUAAGAUAAUCGAGUAUUUCAAGGAAAGUUUUACAUCGUAUUUACCUGGACAAAAAAGAAGCUUUGGYGAUUCUCAGUUGACUGACUCAUUAAUCGAGCCAGUUUUCUUGAAGUCUUCCUUCAGCAACACAGAUGUGGCUUAUUCACAGUGUCUGUCCUUUCUGACAUCAGACUGGAGGAUCCCACUCCGACAAUCUCUGACAUUCAAGGUGACGCAUUCUAAGGACUUCAAGUUCGUAUCACCAGCAACUUCGAAGAAAGUCACGAAGCACUUGCCAUUCCGCACUGAUGCGUACGGGUGCUGGGCAUCCGAGUCCAAAAAUGGUUUACUCAAAAUUCAAUUCCUUGUCUACGAUAAAGGUCUACCAACUCGCUCAGUUGCUGUGAUCUUCAGGACAAAGGACAACCACGCGUCCACGAAGAUCUGGCUAGAUGACGACCAGAAGUCCUCCAUUACUGUCGACAGCAAUAAAUGUGGACAUCACAUGUACCAAACUCGAUUAGAACCCUUAGCAACGGGAAUCUCCCCUGGUUACCAUACUCUUAAUGUUAUUUCUAACGGAGGUGGAUGGUUUGAGGUCAGCGGUAUCGUGGUUGGGUAUCCGAGUUACCAAGGUUACGAGGGUUACAGACCGUUUGACGUCAAAGCAAAGAUGUGGAGUCUUGAAAAGUUUGAUAAACUUCGCUGUUAAACCAUUUUGUAUAUGAC
Actinia tenebrosa (Australian red waratah sea anemone) is the source of this 1943-nucleotide messenger RNA. RefSeq lists its product as uncharacterized. Lineage: Eukaryota; Metazoa; Cnidaria; Anthozoa; Actiniaria; Actiniidae. The record is from RefSeq and is a predicted model, not a curated record.